UAAUUAUAAUGAGUUUCUAAGACCAAUACUAUUAAUCAUUCCAACAACUGCUCAAGGUGUGAUCCUAUAUCCUAAAUAUGAUAAUAUCAUCAUAAUAGUUACUAUUAUUUUAUCUUUUGCAGCAUCACUCAUAUUUCUGCAUCGAAAAAUUCAGAUGUCUCGGGAAUCUCAAAUACAUCCAAAACCUAAAAUAUUUCCAGAACUUAAUGAAAUUCUUGGAUUUCCAAAACUUUUUUUUGUGGAGUUAAUGACAAUUUUUCUUAAAUUUUGUUUAUUUGGUAUUGUUGACAACAAUCUUGACUUCUAUAAUGAGUUUAUUCAAAAACAUCCUGAGAGUUGUGAUGAUUUGGUUAUUAAUGAGAAAUAG
Messenger RNA from Entrophospora candida, 367 nucleotides. The record is from the annotation of a GenBank genome assembly. NCBI's taxonomy places the organism in Eukaryota, Fungi, Glomeromycota, Glomeromycetes, Entrophosporales, Entrophosporaceae.